Molecule: messenger RNA, 2220 nt
Organism: Trichobilharzia szidati
Lineage: Eukaryota; Metazoa; Platyhelminthes; Trematoda; Strigeidida; Schistosomatidae
Source: the annotation of a GenBank genome assembly
AAUUACUCCCAACACCACUCCUCUUGGAGUCAAUCAAAGCUAUGAAAAUCGAGUGGUGGGAUGAACUACGAGGAAGUUUAUCGAAGACCAGGAAUUUCUACCUCACAACCAAGAAGUGAGCACAAAGAAAUCAAAUUGGUUUACACUAGCUCGUAAAAACGAUAUUGGAUAUUGGAAGUGCGCGGUUUUCUCCGGGCAGUGUUACAAUACUAAAAUUCCAUCCGGACGUUGUGUUCCGUAGGAUUCCUGUACGAAUAUUCGUGUUUAAGUGACUUUCUCACAUUUAAAUCUGAUGACAUAAUACCAGAUAUGUCCAGUACUGUGGAUUUCCGCGUACAAACUUUAACACUCUGUCGUUCCUUCUUAAUAGCCAGUGCAAAUAAACAAGAUGCCAGUUACCUAACUGAUUUAGCUGAUAAUACAACUACUGAAUUAAGCUCCAUUCCCAAUGGACCAGAAAUCAUCAAAUCAUUACUUCACUUAGUAAGAGAGUUUAAUCAACGUCUCAGUCAAACACGUGAAGUUGAACCAGUAGCUGAAAGCUUGGGUAUAGAUUCAGAUAAACCGAUUGAUACAAUAGCUUUGGAAACAUCCUAUAUUGAAAUCUUAGAUGGAUUAUUUGAAAAGUUAAAUUGGGGACGUAUUGUAGCGAUGUUUGCAUUUCUGCGCAUAUUAGUUUUAAGGUUAUCAAAACAUGGACACAAUGAUGCAAUACAAAUGCUUGUGAAGACAACAAGUAAAUAUUGUGAUGAAAAGUUGAAAAAUUGGAUCAAUCUUCAUGAUGGUUGGUCUGGAUUAAUUGAUUUCACUGGUAAUCAGUAUAUAAAUGAUGGACAAGAAUUAAUUUGGCGAACAUUACGCAAUGUUGGUGGAUUUGCUACUGGAGCUGUUGGAGCCUUGGGGCUAGUUGCAUUAGUUGGUUAUAUUGCAAACAAGAUUUAACCUGGCAAUUCUGUUCAUAUUAACAUUGAUCGGGCUUUCGUUUAUCACUAUUAUUAUAACUACCACUACUACUCUACAAUGACUAAUUUCUCACUUGUUAAUACAUUUUUUUUUGUUUAUAUCUGUUGAGUAUUAUAAGCAAAAUAUAAAGAGGAUUGCUGUGUUUAGCAAUCAUCUUUAACACUUGUAUGUGAUCGGGAAUUUCUAGUGUUUUCCAUUUAUAUUUAUUGUUUAUUUUUGUUUCGCAACACUAUAUAUAUAUCCCUGCUGUACUUGUUAUAAAAAUUAUUGACCACAGUUCCUCUUAAAAUAUUGUUGCUUUGUUUCAAUGUCCUACUGUUUGUGCUGUUUGAGCUGACUGUUAAUCAUCACAACAGUUAUCUGCAUAAGUCGUCUAAUACGAUAACUCCAUUGUAAAUGAUGACUGUUGGUUUGAUAAAACUCUGACCAACACUUAUUUAUUUGAUUGAUAUUCAUAAACAUACAUACAGAAAUGAAAUUUUGGAUGAUAGCGGUUUUUUCUGUAAGUGUUCAGAAAACAAAAUCACUUUCCAUGUACUUAAUAACCUCCUUCAUCAAAUAAACUUGCUAUCCUUUCUUACACACACACACACACACUAUAAACGACAUCUCAUCUAGUCCCUUGAUUGUUACUUCACAGCAUCAUCAUCAUCAUUAACAUCAUCUUCCAUUGUUAGCAGACAUUUGACGUCAUUGCUUGUUUGUUUGUUUCAGUUUACGGAUUCCACCUUUUUCUUUUAUUUCAUUUUCAGCGCCUUGUGUAUAAUACUAUUUUCUUUUGCUUUUGGUUAUUUUUGUUUCUGGCUGUUGAACAAGGUGUAAUGCACUGAAAGUGUCUCUGUCUCCCUCUCCCUUUGUGUGAGUGCAUAUGUGUGUCUUGUUUCAUUCUGAUGUGUGUGUGUGUGUUUGUUUCGCCAAGAUAGACGGACAUAUUCUGUUGAAGCUUGAAAGAGAGGGGGGGGGGGCGGGGAGAGAUUUUCGAUCUAUGUACACAUCUCUCUGCACAUAUUUAUAUAUAUAUGCAUGUAUGUAUGUAUAAGGAUAACUUUUCAUUUUUUUUCUUCUGUUAUUCUCCUAUUGUAUUGUCUAUUGAAGUCAAUCAUUUUUUUUGAGUUUUUGUUUUCUAAAAAACACACACUUACUUGCUUAGCUUUUGGUGGACUGGAAGUUGUCAGUAAUUUAUCAAAUGCGAUAUAUAUAUAUAUAUAUGUUGUGCGUUAGGUCUCUAUAUCUCUAAGCUGGUGAUAUUUAGUGUCU